Galendromus occidentalis (western predatory mite) is the source of this 1973-nucleotide messenger RNA. It is a transcript of the gene sll, whose product is annotated as adenosine 3'-phospho 5'-phosphosulfate transporter 1. The coding region runs from base 1 to 1296 and encodes 431 amino acids. The transcript has a single exon. Lineage: Eukaryota; Metazoa; Arthropoda; Arachnida; Mesostigmata; Phytoseiidae. Gene Ontology annotation, biological process: transmembrane transport; 3'-phosphoadenosine 5'-phosphosulfate transport. Gene Ontology annotation, molecular function: 3'-phosphoadenosine 5'-phosphosulfate transmembrane transporter activity. The record is from RefSeq and is a predicted model, not a curated record. Gene Ontology annotation, cellular component: endoplasmic reticulum membrane; Golgi membrane.
AUGGAGCGCGAAGAGAGCUUCUGGCUGCUGAGAUUGCUCUGCAAUGUUCUUGGAUAUGCAACCGUCGCCGUUCCGAUGGCACUCGUGGUAUGGUACGUUCGGAAGCACCAGCUGUACCAGAGUGAGAACGACCCAAAGACCUGGUACGUGAGGUUCUCUCGCUUGCUCGUUUACGGAAAACUGGACUACGAGCGAGCGUCGCUCGAGCUCGGAGGAUCAAGCGAGAGACCGGUCGAGAAGCAGCGAUCAUCGAUACUCGGCAACCGGAUAUUGGUCCUCGGCUGCUGUUUCAUCGGUCUCCAAGUUUCCUAUUUGACUUGGGGCAUUCUCCAGGAGAAAAUAAUGACUCAGAAGUACUACACCGCAACUUCGGAACUCGGGGAGUCGUUCCGCGAUUCUCAAUUCUUAGUGUUCGUGAACAGAGUGUUAGCAUUCGCUUUCGCUGCACUGUAUCUCGCUGUAUCCUCGGAUCAGUCUCCGCACAACGCACCUUUCUACAAAUAUUUCUAUUGCUCGUUCUCCAACAUUCUCUCGUCGUGGUUUCAAUAUGAAGCGUUGAAGUUCGUCUCGUUUCCCACCCAAGUUCUAGCUAAAGCUUCGAAAAUCAUUCCCGUCAUGCUGAUGGGCAAAGUCGUGUCUCGGAAAAGCUAUCAAGGCCACGAGUACUUCGUGGCUUUGAUGAUCUCGUUGGGCAUGAGUUUAUUUUUGUGGUCCCGGCCGGAAAGCCCGAACAAAUCUUAUGCCGAAUCGACAUCCCUGUCGGGCACAAUAAUUUUAGCCGCGUACAUGGUGACGGAUUCCUUCACCUCGAACUGGCAGGGCGAAUUGUUCACCAAGUUCAAGAUGUCUUCCAUACAAAUGAUGUGCGGUGUGAAUUUUUUCUCCACGUUGCUGACUUUCGUCUCCCUGCUCCAGCAAGGAGCUCUCCUGAAAUCGUUGAGUUUCGCGAUGGCUCACCACGCCUUCGCGUACGAUUGUCUCGUUCUGUCGAUCUGUUCGGCCACCGGUCAGCUCAUCAUCUUCUAUACGAUAUCCCAGUUCGGACCUGUGACGUUCGUGGUGAUGAUGACCAUCCGGCAGGCGGUAGCCGUUUUGCUGUCCUGUCUCUUAUUCCGGCACAGCAUGUCCCUCCUGGGAGCUGUGGGUAUCGUGGUGAUUUUCGCAGCAGUCUUCUUCAAGGUUUGGUACGGACAGCGACGCAAGAGGAAACAUACAGCUCCGCCAGUCAAUGCCGGAGCUUCCCCGUCCUCCUCCGACAACGUGCGGCUCUUGAGUCCUCGUAAAGAGAUUGUUUAGUAGUAUUCGCUCUCUGUACGAGCUCCAGGGAAGAUCUGAUAGAAUGAUGAGAUCUCCUUCGAGGCCAAUUAUCGAUCCAUAGGUUGAGAUUCUCGUCUGCGAGCCACUCGAGUCACCGGCUCGCUUUCAAAUACCUAUAAAGUCGUAUUUUGUACUGUGUGUUCAUGUCAGUGUUGGAACGAUGUUGUUGUAAUUUUAUUCUGUACAGUGUUCAUGACCAUGUUGAGGCUCUACCCACCGUCUGCGUUUUGCCUCGACGAGAUUUUCGGGACUUGAUUCCGUCUGAUUGCGGCGCCGCAAAUCGCGAACAGUGCAAUGUUCUGCAGGCGAUCUGAUAUCUGUGAAGACCGAGUGCCAUAUGACACGCGGGAACAUUAUGAUUUAUACCAGGAUACGAGCGUAGUUCUCAUCGUGAUAGCGAAUUCUAUGGAGGAGAACUCACGAUUGAAGUCACGGCGGGACACCGAACCCGCUUUCAAGUGAUGCGUUGGACGUGGAGGACGUAGGUCCGAUCCACUUUGGUACUCGUGACUAAUAUUUUCCAGAGGUCGGAGAACGCCCAGACUCCUGACCAUGUCGCAUGCGUCCUCUCGAGCCCUGUACGGUGGCUCCCGAGCGCCGUAUUUCGGGCGUGCUUGUACUCAUUCGAUAGGACUCAAUAAAUCUCUCGGCCGUAA